CGCCUAGUCGAUGGUCGGACCGAGUAAUCGCCGUUACGGGACUGUCAAUUGCAGCUGCCCUGCGAGAGGCUGAAGACCGUGCACAAUGGAAUAACAUCAUAAGAGAGGCAACGGACACCUUUCAAGGACACGACCUUCAGUAAUGAAGAGGACGAAGAGAGAGAGAGAGAUAUUAAAAGAGUAACUGUGUUUCCUGCAGGCUUUUAAUAGAUUUAAAAAAAAUUGACGAUUUAAAAGUGCUUGCAAAAAGUCUAUUUUAAUUUUAGGUAUUACUAGAUUAUAAUGUGAACAGACAGGAAUCUUGUCAAUUUAAUUUCUAUUUAAUCCAGUUAGCUACCUGAUAACAGCACAGAUGUGCCAUUCUGUGAUAACGGGCGACGGUUGUAGAAAUACUUGUAGAUACAUACUUAUUUGUAUUUAGGUUUCCGUAUCCCCAAAGGAAAAAACCUAAAUAGGUUUCUUUUUUUUGGGUGAUAAUGGAAUGGUAACCCCACCCGCGCUAUCGGUAUACACCGGCGGGGCACCAGUGAAAGAUGAUAAGUGAGGAUGAAGCAGGCCAGUUAGCCCAUCGUGACGAAUUCAACAAGAAUUGCUCACGAUGGUUUCCAGGGGGAACCACGUGGAGGUCGACCUGAUUAUUUAUGUAUUAUUAUUUGCACAAAUUAGAAUAUGUCUAUAUGCCUGAUAGCAUUCUCUGCCAAUCAACCGUUACGCUAAACAGAGAGUAAUUGAUCUAGAAAAAUCAAUUUGUAAAUGAAAUAAAUGUUUUGAUAAAUAACAAUAUUAAUACAUUUUAAGAUGAAUAAACAUACAAACAUAUAGAAUAAUAUACUACCUAUAUAACAUUGUAUUUUUUUACUUGUUUUGACAUAAAAUCAACAUGGCGGAAAUAUCAAAUCUGUCUCACAAAUUCGUUAUUUCUGACACGUUGCUUUUGCCACAUUUGUGACAAAAGCAGGUGUUUGUACGCGAAUUUAUUUCGUUAAAUGUAUUUUUGAGACUUUAUUUUGUAUCCGAUAUUAUUAAUUACUAAAAAAAAACUAUACAUAAUGUCCAACAUGAGACAAAUAGAAUCUAUGCUUUUUAAUUACGAGACCACUAGUCGAACAGAUUUUAGAGAUGGUGAGAUUACGCCUGCAGUGAAAACUGAAUAUAAAAAGAAGCCAACUUGUCUUACGAUUAGAACAAAACCUUUGAAAUAUGUACAUACUUUGGUGGAUUGGAAAGUACCAAAUGUACCAUUCGGUUUGAUGACUAAACCGAAAGACAUUGUUCGCACCAAUCCUAGAGAGGUGCAAGUGUCGUAUGAGAAACCUCCGGACCCGGUUUUGGAAGAAGUAAAGAGGACCAGACCGCGUCUGGUUAUGACCCCCGCGGUCAGCUUUGAUGACUUAGAUGAUGCAACCCGCAAGCUACUCCUGGACGACGUGUACACAACCAGUACAAUGAAGGCAAUGCGCGGGGUUGUUGCCAACGCUACUUACAGCAGUGUACGGACACUGUUGCCCGGCUUUCCUGCAAAAGCUAAUCCUAUAGUGCUACAGAAAUUAUUGCCCCCGUAUGUAUCACCCGAGUGGCGGAUGGAUUCAGUCGGUUGGGACAGCAGACAGCUGAGGACGCACUGCGACCCCAACAAGGAGUUUUGGCUGGCAAAAACAGCGCAAUGCCAAGAAUACAAUGAUACAGCCGAAGAUGAAGAAAAGUGAAGGAUACAAAGAAAAAGUCGACAUUAAAAUUUGAAACUUGUAUUGUCAAACAUAACAUUAAACACAAGGCGACCUCUGCAGGGAUCAAGAUAAUAGUGGCCACUCAAACUCAAAAUUAUCACUCCUUACAUCAUAAAUAAUAUUUUAGGAAAAUACAUAGCAAUUUCACAUACAAAAAGCGUCAACUAAGA
Messenger RNA from Galleria mellonella (greater wax moth), 1897 nucleotides. RefSeq lists its product as uncharacterized. The record is from RefSeq and is a predicted model, not a curated record. The coding region runs from base 1050 to 1706 and encodes 218 amino acids. The transcript is spliced from 5 exons. NCBI's taxonomy places the organism in Eukaryota, Metazoa, Arthropoda, Insecta, Lepidoptera, Pyralidae.